UCUAUUUUUAAUACCCCAAACAUAAUUACUUAAUUUCCAUGCAUUGCUUUAAGAGCAACAAUAACCCUUGGCAGACUUCAAGAUGUUGAAUAGAAGUUUGCAGAUAUAAUAGGCCCACUUGUUGAAGUGUUGAAGAGCUCUUGCUGCCAACAACAAUUAAUCAUUGUUAAUUAAAAUCAUUUGCGUUUUACUCCACGAUUAGGUUAUGAAUGAUUUAUAUCUAAAUUUAAAGCUAAUAAAUUAGGAAGAAAAAGUGGAUGUAUUUUAAUAACAAAAACGUGUUUAAAUAAUCGUUAUAACCUUUACCUUUGUAGUCAAAUUAAUUAAACCAAUUAAUUCGGUUAUUUAUAUCAUUAAAAUCCAAUAAAAACUAAACAUUCAAAUCGAAUCGUUCAAACACAACGUAAUAAUGUGUAUAAAGUGUAUUUCGGAUGAGAAUGUGUUGUAUUCGAGGGAUAAUAAUUUAAAAAAGGAGGAUGUCGAGCCGUUACGGGAGUGGAUGUUAAAAGAAGCGCAUUUACCCACAAUUUCAAGUAAUUUUCAAAUAAUCUCAUUUUUGAGUAGCUGUUAUUACCGGAUUGAGCCGACGAAGCUUUGCAUCGAAAAUUAUUACACUUUUAAGUCGCGUUACCCCGAAAUCUUUUCAUCGAGGAGUUUGAAGAAUGAAAGUUUGGAGUAUCAAUUAAAAACUUGUUUUGGGGGGACUUUGCCGAAAUUAACUAAAAACGGGUAUCAAAUUUUUUACGCAAAACUCGAAAAUAAUUCUCCCGAUAAAUUUUGUUUCCCCGAUAUCAUAAAGAUGGUUAUUAUGGCGGUCGUGCUUAAUAAUUUUCAGUAUGGCCCCCAAAUGGGGCAUUUAAUUGUGAUAGAUGGGGCCGGGUUGCAAUUGGGGCACAUGGUUAAAUUAACACCGAUGAUUUUAAAGAUUUUUUUCUAUUUUCUGCAAGAAGCGGCUCCGAUUCGGUUAAAACAAAUCCAUAUAAUCAACGUUAACCCGAUAACUGAGAAGUUAUUAAACAUGAUUAAACCGUUUUUGAAGAAAGAAUUGGUCGACCAAAUUCAUUGCCACAAAAAACUUGAGGAUAUCUUUAAAUAUGUUGAGAAAGAUGUUUUACCCAGCGAUUAUGGAGGUGGAGUUGCGAGUAUUAAAGAAUUACAUGAGGAGCAAAUAAAAAAUAUAAAGCAACACGAAGAUGUGUUAAUUAAAGAGGAAGAGUUGAAAGUUGAUGAAACGAAACGGAAGGAAACUCCGAAACACUUUGAGGAAUUAUUUGGGAUUGUUGGGACGUUUAAGAAGUUAACGUUUGAUUAAACUUACCAUAUUAAUUUUUGUUUUAAAUGUUUUGGUGAAUUAAUAGAAUUAAUUCAAAUUUA
This is a messenger RNA of Onthophagus taurus, 1374 nucleotides long. Its product is annotated as alpha-tocopherol transfer protein-like. Gene Ontology annotation, molecular function: phosphatidylinositol bisphosphate binding. The record is from RefSeq and is a predicted model, not a curated record. Gene Ontology annotation, cellular component: membrane. NCBI's taxonomy places the organism in Eukaryota, Metazoa, Arthropoda, Insecta, Coleoptera, Scarabaeidae.